This is a messenger RNA of Protopolystoma xenopodis, 501 nucleotides long. NCBI's taxonomy places the organism in Eukaryota, Metazoa, Platyhelminthes, Monogenea, Polystomatidea, Polystomatidae. The record is from the annotation of a GenBank genome assembly.
AUGCUUGGGCCUCCUGCGUGCCAGAGCACAGGCCCUAGCAAUGUCUCAUCCUCCAUCAACUGGCCCGCAUCAGCCUCGUAUACGCAUAAGAUCGCAGACCUUCCUUCAAAGCCUACUGUCUAUGGCCAACGGCCUCGACCCACUAGCCAGUUUCCGGCUCAUCUACCCAUUAAGAAUCUGUCGACCUCCAGUCGGUCGGAAGUGUUCGUGAGGGAUGGCGACAAUAGCCUGUCUGGCCGGACUGGUGCCAUCAUUGCUAAACCAAUGAAAAAACCCUUUACUACCGUCACACAUAGUCAGCAGCCUAGUCUUUCAGGCAUACGGCACCGCACUGAGGAGUCAAAGCAUCAACACCUAGGCCAAGUAAAGGGAAUUGCGACCAGGCAGCGAUGUGCAGUACCGAGAGCCGCUGGUCGCAAGACUUGUCGAUGCAUGAGAAAUUCAUCAUUAUCAGCUCAUACUGAACGUUCUUCGGUAGGCUUAACUAAUAAUUAUGCUUAG